Molecule: messenger RNA, 811 nt
Organism: Drosophila kikkawai
Lineage: Eukaryota; Metazoa; Arthropoda; Insecta; Diptera; Drosophilidae
Product: ryncolin-4-like
Source: RefSeq, a predicted model, not a curated record
UAUCAAAAUGAAAGCCAUUUGCUUCGUUCUAGCCGCGUUCUCGCUGGCCCUUGUUUCCGUGGCCAGCGCUGAGAUUGUAGAAGCGGAACCUUUUGCCAAGACCUAUUCCUCCUGCAAGGCCUUGAGCCCCAAAAAGAGUGGUGUCCAGAAGAUCAAGGUGGGCAAGGACACCUUUGAGGUGUACUGCGAGGAAGGGAUCAAUGGAAAGGGUUGGCUGGUCAUCCAACGCAGGGUCAGUGUCGAGGAGAACUUCUUCCGCAACUGGACCUCGUAUCAGACGGGCUUCGGUGAUCUGAAGGGUAACUUCUUCCUUGGACUGGACAAGCUGAACAAGAUCACGGCUUUGGAGCCCCAGGAGCUCUUCAUCCAGCUGGUGGACUUCAAUAACACCUCUCGAUAUGCCCAAUACGAUCUGUUUAGUGUGGGCAACGUGUACAGUAACUACUCCCUCACGCAGCUGGGCAACUACAGUGGAACUGCUGGCGACAGCUUGAGAUACCAUGUGGGCCAGUCCUUCAGCACCUUCGACAAGGAUAAUGACCAAAGCUACGUUAAUUGCGCAGCUAAAUUUAAGGGAGCUUGGUGGUACAGGGAUUGCCUGAACAGCAAUCUGAAUGGUGCCUAUCUGGGCGGUAAUUAUACGGAUCCCGAUCUCUAUGGCUCCGGAAUAGUCUGGGCCGACUGGAAAGGCGCGUCUUAUAGCUACAAGACUGUCAAUAUAAUGGUGCGUCCUAAAUAAGUGGAUCAAGAAGCAGCCCAUAUCAUUGUCGCUAUAUCAAUAAUAAAGAGAACAACUCUGUUAUUAACAACA